This is a messenger RNA of Chara braunii, 4747 nucleotides long. Lineage: Eukaryota; Viridiplantae; Streptophyta; Charophyceae; Charales; Characeae. The record is from the annotation of a GenBank genome assembly.
GGGUUUAGACUAGGGUUUAGGUUUUGUAGUGAACCCUGGAUGAUGUGUGGAGGAAAAGAUGGGUAGGGUUUGGGUUUUAAUAGCGGCCGGAGAGAGUUUAAACAGAAGGAAUGAGGGUUCGUUGCAUUGGAGAGGGUUCGGGAAGGAGAAGGCCAAAUAAGCCUGAUGAUUCUGAUCUUGGCGGUGUGAUUAGCUUGAAGCUUGGGGAAGCUGAAUUCUAAGCACAAGGAGGAUGAUUAUGUUCACGAAGCUUGAUCCUUGUGGUGGAGAACGCAUGAGAGGCCGUGAGCUGGGAGAAUGCCGUAGGGUGAUUGUGAUAUGUGCCUACUUCCGGGGAGGGAAGCUGAAGCUUGGGGAAGCUGAAUCUUAGCACAAGGAGGAUGGUUAUGUUCAUGAAGCUUGAUCCUUGUGGAGGAGAACCCAUGAGAGGUGGCGAGUUGGGAGAAUUCCGUAGGGUGAUUGCGAUAUGUGCCUACUUCCGGGGAGGGAAGCCGAUGUUUUGUUCUAUCCACUGGCACAGAUGCGAAAUGUUGCCCGGCAAAUCAGUUCAGGAACCUCAGGGCCUAUGGUUGAGGAGUUUUAGGGUAGCAGAAAGCCAGUGCCGCAACGAGUGGAAGUGCUUGACGAGGAGAAGAGGGGCGGUGAACAAGAAUGCUUGCUGUAACUGGACUGUGAUUCCUGCUGCUUAGUUGAUUUCAGGCCCAGGGAUUACGUUGCCAGAGGGGUUAAUGGACGGGGCGAGGGCGUGCCCUUGGCCCAUAGAAGGCUUGGGAAUUUGACAGGUGGCAAAAAUUGCCCUAUGACAGAUUGUAGUAUGGACUUACGUCGGAGGACAGUAGAUAAUCUUAGUGUGAGAGGGUAGUCAUCAAUCACAGCAUUGAAGCUUUUGCAUGCGCAUUUUGAUUCUUCGUUCCAGUCCCGAACGAGGAUAAUGGCAAUGAAACAGAGGCGCGGGUACAGGAGGAAUUGGGCGGAUUUGCUGAUGCUGAUGCUGGGGUUCUUUGGCCCCAUGUGUGUGGCUUUUUUAGUGCCAUCCUUCCCUGUGGCAGGUCACGAUUUCCGUACAUGGGGGGAACUGGACCUCCGGUCGGUGCUGCAGAGCACUGAGGGGUUCUGGUCGUACGACCGAGCCAGCAACAGCUGGAACCCUGUGGAUAUCACUCAUCUUCUCUUAGAAAGUGGGGGAGGGGUUCGUGCAGAGGAAGAGGUUGAGGGAAAAGUGGGGCAGAAAUCGAAUUCCAAGGGAGAAUCGAAGGUCCAUGGAGAGCAGGAGGACGGUCGAGAGCUUGCUAACGAGAGCAGCUCCAGCGGGCGCUACCGUUCGGGGUUAUUUCUCUUCAACUCCGCGACGGUAUCAAUGGCGAAGUUUUUGGAAACUUCUCUUUGGAUGGUCGGACAAAGUGGAAGCAUAUUUGAGCGGUACUGGAAUGGCAUUCAGUGGGUGUAUAUACCUCAUGAUCUCCCUAAUGUUGCUGGCAAAGCAGAAGCGGUGAUGGCGAUCAAUCGGACGGUGGUGGCGACUUCAAGGGCUGGGAUCUUGUACCAGUUGCAGAUGCAGGACAGACAGCUCGUCUGGAAGCAAUGCAGCCCGUACUUGCCUGGCGGGUUUGGCAAUGUCUCUGAUGUUGUCACUCUCCAAGGAGCAGGAAAACUAUCGAACGAUGGGAGCCGGUUGUAUUUUGCAGCAAGCGAUGGGAGUCUUCUUGAGCUGAUCUCCAUCUCACCCCCUCUGAAGUGGGCUUAUCAUCGGAAACCGUCUGUUUCGGAUGGCAUUGCAGCAAUUGUAGAUGCAGGCGGGCUACGUCAGCAGUCAGUUUUUGUAGUCAGCAUGAGGGGUGACUUGUUUGAAUUUGACUCGAGCAGCAAGACGCCUUGGAGGAAUCAUACUCGAGUGGGUUCGCCGAUCGAGAACUUUCCGCUUGCUCCCUGUCCUGGAGUUCUGAUCAAGGACUUGUGGACACUGGAGAGCACUUCGUUGUUCCUCCUUACAAAGGAGGGGAUGCUGGUGGAGCGGUUCAAUCGGGGAUCUGCAUGGCGAUGGCUGUUGCACAAGGCUCCUGCAGACAUGAAGAUCAGCCGGUCCUUAGGGGUUGUGCUUCCCAGCGAUCAGAACGACGGCAAAGGGCCGUCACUGUUCUUGUCCUCUGAACAGGGAGCAAUUUGGGAGUACAGUCCUUUGAAGUCAAGGGUAGGGAGCUUGGGAAAACAGCAAUCAGCUGGUGGCGCAGUGGCAGCAGCUUGGUUAAAGCAUGGCAGCCCAGGUGAUGAUUCUGUGAUGCCUGAUGUACCUGGGGUUCUCCUAAGUCCAUGGAGAAUGUUUUUCCCUCUGCGAGAUGGAAGGCUUGGAGAGCUUCAUCUCCAAGGCACAGGAGGAAUGCUCACAGGUCCCACGUAUGCAGCGAGUCAGAACCAACCUGCCAGCAGGCGACCCACAGGCAAUUACACCUGGACCAUCAUUGAGGUACCGGAAACUGAGGGUGGGAAUGCAGAGUACUGUUCGUCCUCUGCAGGGCCAGCCAAUUGCUUGGAAGGAACACAUCAAUGGGGUGAAAGAGGAUGGAGCAACAGGGGUGGAGGCUCAGACCAGGGGGGCAGUGGUGGUAGCUCAUCGCCAUCAAUGAGGAGGAGGGGCUGGGGAAGUAAGCAUCACGAAAGUGGGGGUUCCAAAAGGGCUGGCGCAGGAAAUGGUGGUGGUGAUGAGAAUGAGGAUGUGGAUGGAGAUGCAGCUGUGCCGAGUGUUAAUACUAGGGCCUCCAUGGCAGCUCCAGUGAUGGGGGGAAUGGCAGGUGUCUUCAAAAUGCGGCUGAUUCAACACGACACUUCAAUGUUUCUGGUUAUGGACGAUGGCGUAGUAGCUGAGCGCUACUUCAAUGGAGAAAGCUGGGUCUGGAUAAAUCAUGAAAACAGCUCACCGAUAGCAGCACUCACAGCUGUGUACAAUGGGAGUGUCCUUGGAUUCGACAAGAGUGGGUGCAUCCAACUGCGAGAGCGGCAUGGGUCAAACUUACGGUGGCAUAACGUGUCGUCGGAGGAUGCCAGAAUGCCAAGAAUUACUUCCGGUGCCCCGUUGGAUGACAUUCCUGGAAAGCCACGCCCUGUGACUACUGACGAUGCGAUCUUCUUUGUUGAUGAAAAUGGAGAAUUGUUGGAGCUCCUGGUUGCCCUGAGGCUGCUGAGCUGGCGCAACUGCGGAAAACCAGCUGGUGUACCGAUUGCUGCCAUUCUUGAUGCAGAAGUUCUACGGCUGCGGGUGGUAUUUGUCGUUGGCACAGACGGAUUAUUGUACGAGUAUAACAGGGUGACAGAGCAAUGGAAACAGCACAAACAGCCUUCGCACAUCAGGCUUUCACCUCUUCCUGCAGCAGUGAUGAGACCAUCAUUGCAGUCGAUGAUCGGCUCCCUAUUCAUGCGAGCCGAGGAUGGUGGAAUGGUAGAGUGGCGCUGGGAUGAUAUGGAGGCAUGGCGAUGGGUUGAACAUGGAUACAUGGUCGAGAAUGUCAGCAUAGCCACAGCUCCAGGCCCGAGGUAUUCUUGGCAGUGGAUUGACCACAACUAUCCAGGUGAAGGCAGUUUAGAUGGUGAACAGGAGCGGCAGCAGCUCGAGAGAAGCAAGGGCUUUGGGGAAGACGAGGGUGAUGCAAAGGACGGUACAGGGUUGGACAAGAGGACUUGUUCCAUCGGUACGUCGAAGGCGACAAGUGACAGAGGGGAUGGCAAGAACAUAGAUUUGGUGAAUGAUGACAACACAGCUUCACGUGUCGAAGAGCAUGGGCACUGCAGUUUUCCUGAACAGGAGGGGCAGAGGGAAGAACCAGAUGGCACAGGUUGCAGGGAUGCAGAGUUGCUGGAUGCGAAGGACCCUGAUACGCAUGCAUCGAGCCCGACGUACAGAGGCAAAUCCUCUCCCAUGGAAGCGAAGUUUGUCUGGAACAAGGAAGGGCUCACGAUCCUUAAUUAUGGCAAUUGCAAUCCUGAGGUUGCACCAGUGCGAGCAAUGGCGAUGUCUGAGAGAGUUAUCGUCUUCUACCUAAAGGACAAGCGUCUUGCAGAGUGGGAGAUGCAUGGAGAAGGUGGUGGGAGCGGAAGCUGGGCAGUGAUUGCAAGCACUCCAGAGAGCAACUGUUUUGACGCACAGUUAGACGCUGCAGAAGUUAUGGAAAUGGGAAUUGGAAUGGGGGAGUGAACAUUGGCGAAGUGCUGAGCGGAUAGCGGAACACCGCGGAGGAGGGCGGGAGAGUAAGUAGGAAGAGGUAGUGAUGUGUUCUAUGGUUCUUAUAAAGAAAUACAAAGGACUCUCUCUCCCCUAUUGAUCAUGGCAGGGGGAAGGGGAAGGGGAAGGGGAAGGGGAAGGGGGGAGGGGGGAGGGAGGGGGGGAGAGCUUGGGGCUGCAAGGGAACCAGGGGCAAUGUAAGCCAUAACGAAAGUCGUUCCCCCUUUUGGAGUGGGGAGGUCUGGGUGAGAUUUGAUGCUUGGCCCUUUAUUUUUUCUGCUUUUUAUCUUUUCUGUUGGUUCCUUUUCCAAGUCAUUGUCGGUUGGAUAAGGGGCGGUGUGCGGUUAGUUGAGCCGUGAUUAUACCGAGUACAGCGUAUGGAAGUCUCUCUGGACUCGAGCGCUAGCAAGGAGGGAGAGAGAAAUGACAGCUCCCAUGGGAGGCGCCUUGUCUUGACUUCUGGUUCAAGAGUGGAAGUUGGUAAUUCAUUUUGCUUGAUUCAGCGAAAAUGGUCGUGCUUAUGAUUCAUAGAGUAUC